Molecule: messenger RNA, 1209 nt
Organism: Aspergillus mulundensis
Lineage: Eukaryota; Fungi; Ascomycota; Eurotiomycetes; Eurotiales; Aspergillaceae
Exons: 1
Coding region: 1-1209 (402 amino acids)
Biological process (GO): ribosome biogenesis; endonucleolytic cleavage of tricistronic rRNA transcript (SSU-rRNA, 5.8S rRNA, LSU-rRNA)
Cellular component (GO): nucleolus
Molecular function (GO): RNA endonuclease activity
Source: RefSeq, a predicted model, not a curated record
AUGGCGACCUCGCAACCUCCCAUCCGACUUACCUCGCAUAAGAAUUUUGUCUACCGCCUCGUGUUCUCUGCCCUCACCGGCCGCACUGUCCACAUCUCGCAGAUUCGUCCUUCAUCUCCUACAAACCCGGGUCUUGCACAGCACGAAAUUUCAUUCCUUCGGUUGCUCGAGGCUGUCACCAAUGGCUCGCAAAUGGAGAUUUCGUACACCGGUACGAUCAUUGUCUUCAAACCAGGCUUGAUCACAGGGAGCGGUUCGGGCGCUGGAGCUAGCAGCGGUGGUGUAAUUAGACAUGAGAUUCCAGCCGGGUGUACUCGCGGUGUCAGCUACUUCCUCAUUCCUUUGUGUCUUAUGGCGCCGUUCUCCAAAGCCCCGAUGAAGGUCCUCUUUACCGGUCCCGGUGUGAUCACCUCCUCAACUCCAACCGGCGAUAUGUCCGUGGACAGCGUUCGAACUGCAAUCCUGCCGCUCUUCAACCAGUUUGGUAUCUUCAACAACAUAGAGUUGCGCGUCCUCAAGCGAUCAAAUCCCGGUCCCAACGGAAGAGGUGGUGGUGGUGAGGUUCAACUGGUCUUCGGCCAUCAAGUUCGGCUACCCAAGACUCUACACCUGAUGAACGCUGGCAGGAUCAAGAGGGUGCGCGGUGUGGCAUACUCCGUCGGUGUUUCGGCCUCAAACAAUGCCAGAAUGAUUGACACUUGCCGUGGUGUCCUCAACCCGCUUGUCCCAGACACUUAUAUCUUCUCGGAUGUAUCUUCGGCUCCGCUCGUACCCGCGAACGACAGGAAUAACCCGUCGGCGAAGAAGAAGAUUGGUCUCGGUUUCGGCUUGUCUUUGGUCGCAGAAUCCUCAACCGGCUGUCUGUUCUCCGCCGACGUGGCAUGCCCUCCUAGUGGUGGUCAGCCGCCUGAAGAUAUCGGCAAACAAUGCGCAUAUCAGCUGCUCGAAACGAUAUCAAAGGGCGGCUGUGUCGCACCUGCGGCUUUCGCGACGAUGAUCGGAUUGAUGACCAUGGGCUCGGAGGACGUUGGACGUAUCCAGGUCGGUCGUGAUAUCGUCGGGGACGAGAGCUCGAUUCAACUUGCAAGAGAUCUAGUCAAGUUCGGUGCCCCUGGCUGGGGCUUGAGAGAUGCCAGUGACGAUAGCGGCGAUGUCAUUAUCAGCAUUGUUGGACGUGGUAUUGGCAACGUGGGACGAAAGGUCGCUUGA